AUGGGUCGUGUUCAGGAAGUGGGCUGGGUGACUGCAGGACUGAUGAUCUGGGCUGGUGCCUGCUACUGCAUAUACAGAUUAACCAAGGGAAGAGCCCAGAGUGUGAGGAGACUUGCCAGAAAUGGGUCCAGAGUCAAGAUGGAGACUGUGGUUGGGAUACAGAACCGGAACCUGGCCAUGUGUGAAACCAUGGUUGGGACAGAGAUUGAGACUAGACCCAAGCCCAAGACUGGAGCAGAAACUGGAGCAGGAGGUGGGGCUGGGGCUGAAGUAGAGACUAAGGCCACUAUAGCCAGAAGCAAAGCCAACUCUCAAGCCAAGGCAAUGGCUGAGGCAGAGACAGAGACCCAAUCUGAGGCCAAAACAGUGGCUGGAACAGUGGUCAUAACAGAGGCAGUGAUUCUGACUGAAGCCAAAGCCAGUGAAGUGGCCAUGAAGGAAGCAGUGACGCAAACUGACUCUGAGUCUGGGAGACUAGUCAAGAAAGAGGCAGUGACCCAGACCAAGGCUAAAGCUUGGGCACUUGGUGCUAGGGCAGAGACCAAGAAAGAAGCAAUGACCCAGACCAAAGCAGAAACUCGUAUAUUGGCUGAAAAAGAGACAGAAAUGAACAGAGUGAUGGUGACACAGCACGAGGCCUUGGCAGUGAUCAGGGAAGUGGCCAAGACGGGUACCAUAAAAAAGAUCGUAAGUGUGGCUGAGACCAAGGCGAGAGCCCUGGAAGAGACUUUGAGUGUGGCUAAGACUCAGUCUGAGGCUAGGUCUGGUACCUCAGUUGAUGCUAAGGGAAAUCUUAAUACCAUGUCCAGGGCAGAAGCUGGAGCAGACAUGAAGUCCUGUGCACUGUCUCAGGCUGUGGCCAAGAUCCAGGUUGACGAUGUGCUUGGUACUGGGGUUGAGGCCAAGGGGAGUUGCAAAACCGCGUCUCAGGCAGGGUCUGCGGCAGAUAUGAGGGCUUCUGCUCAGCCUCAGAUUGUAGCCAGGGCCCAGACUGAGGCCAUGCCUGGGGCAAUGGUUGAUGCUGGGGGUAGUACAAAUGCCAUGUGUGAGGCAGGGGUUGGGGCAGACACAGGUGCUUCUAUACAGUCUCAGACUGUGACCAAGAAACAGGCUGAGACAAUGUCUGGUGCCAGGGUUGAUGACAGGGGAAAUAACAAUGUCACAUCUAGGGCAAUGACUGGAGCUGACAUGAGGGCUGCUGCUCAGCCUUUGUCUGUAGCCAAUACUCAGGCUGAGGCUCUGCCUGAUGCCAGGGUUAAGGGUAGAGGCAGUCCUAAUGCUGUAUCUAAGGUGGGGGCUGGGACAGACACUGAGUCCUAUAUAGAGCCUAUGGCCAAUGUCCAGGUUGAUGCCUUGCCUGAUGACAGGAUUAAGGCUCAGGGUAAUGCCAACACCAAGUGUAAAGAAGAGCCUGGGACAGACACAAAGGCACAGUCUCAGACUUCCAAGACUUCCACCAAGAGCCAGGUUGAGGCUCUACCUACUACCAGAGGUAAAGCUAGGGGCAAAGCCAAAGGCAAGUGUAAGGCAAGGGUAGGAACAGACAUGAAAACCUGUGCACAGCCUCAAGCUGGGGUCAAGGCCCAAGCUGAUGUUUUCCCUGAUUCCAGGAUUGAUGGCAAGGGCGAUCCUGAUGCCAUUUCUGGGACAGGGGCUAAGGAAGAACUGAGGGCUUGUGGUCAGCCUCAGGAUAUGGCCAGUUUCCAGGGUGAGGCAUUGCCUGGUGCCAAGAAUAAGGUCCAGGACAAUCCCAAUGGUGUGUCUAAGUCAGGGGCUGGGCCAUAUACAAAGAGUACUGCACAGCCCCAGGCUGUGGCCAAUACCCAGGGGGAAGCCUUGCCUGGUGUCAAGAAUAAGGCUCGUGGCAAUCCCAGUGCUGUGUCUAAGGCAGGUGCUGGGCCAGAUGCAAAGGGCUCUGCCCAGCCUCAAACAGAUACAACAGGCUCUGCUCAGCCCCAUGCUGUGGCCAAUUCUCAGGGUGAGGCCUUGUGUGGUACUAAGAAUAAGGUCCGGGGCAAUCCCAACGCUGUGUCUAAAGCAGGGGCCGGGCUAGAUACAAAGAGCUCUGUCCAGCCCCAAGCUGUUGCCAGUUCCCAGGGUGAGGCCUUGCCUGGUGUCAAGAACAAAGUCCGGAGUAAUCCCAGUGCUGUGUCUAAGGCAGGGGCUGGGCCAGAUACCAAGGGCUCUGCCCAGCCUCAAACAGAUACAGCAGGAUCUUCUCAGUCUCAGGCUAUGGUCAGUUCUCAGGGUGAAGCCUCACCUGGUGCUAAGAAUAAGGUCUGGGGCAAUCUCAAUGCUGUGUCUAAAGCAGGGACUGGCAUGGAUACAAAGAGCUCUGCCCAGCCUCAGGCUGUGGCCAAUACCCAGGGUGAGGCCUUGUGUGGUCCUAAGAAAAAGGUCCGGGGCAAUCCCAAUGCUGUGUCUAAGGCAGGGGCUGGGACAGAUACAAAGGGCUCUGCUCAGCUUCAAACAGAUACAACAGGCUCUGCUCAGCCUCAGGCUGUGGCCAAUUCCCGGGGUGAAGCCUUGCCUGCUCCUAAGAAUAAGGUCCGGGGCAAUCCCAAUGCUGUGUCUAAAGCAGGGACCGGGCCAGAUACAACGUGCUCUGCUCAGCCUCAAACAGAUACAGCAAAUACUGUCCAACCCCAAGCAGUGGCCAAUUCUCAGGGUAAGGCCUUGCCUGGUGCCAAGAAUAAAGCCAGGGGUAAUCCUAAUGAUGUGUCCAAGGCAGAGGCUGGAGCAGAUACAAUGGACCCUGCUCAGCCCCAAGCUGAAUCUAAUUCCCAAAAUGAAGCCUUACCUGGUGCCAGAAAUAAGGUCCGGGCCAAUCCCAAUGCUGUGUCUAAGGUAGGGUCUGGACCAGAUACAAAGGGCUCUGCCCAGCCCCAGGCUGCAGCCAGGUCCCAGAGUGAGACCUUAUGUGGUACUAAGAAUAAGGUCCGGGGCAAUCCCAAUGCUGUGUCUAAGUUAGUACCUAAGCCAGAUUCAAAGGGCUCUCCUCAGUCCCAGGCUGCAGCCAAUUGCCUGGGUGAGGCCCUGUGUGGUUCUAAGAAUAAGGUCCGGGGCAAUCUCAGUGCUGUGUCUAAGGCAGGUGCUGGGCCAGAUACAACAGACUCUGCCCAGCUUCAAACAGAUACAACAGGUUCUACUCAGCCCCAGGCUGUGGCCAGUUCCCAGGGUGAGACCUUGCUUGGUGCCAGGAGUAAGGUCAGGAACAAUCCCAAUGUUAUGUCUAAAGCAGGGACUGGACCAGGUACAACAGGCUCUGCCCCACCCAAGGCUGUGGCCAAUUCCCAGGGUGAAGCCUUGCUUGGUGCCAGGAGUAAGGUGAGGGGCAAUCGUGUUGCUGAGUCUAAGGUAGAGGCUGGAGCAGGUACGAUGGAUUCUGGCCAGCGUCAGUCUGUAGCCCAUUCCCAGAGUAAGACCUUGUCUGGGGCAAAGGACAAGACUACGUGUAAGUCUGAGGCAGAAGCCACAGGAGAUGUCUCUGUAAAGCCCAAGGCUAAGGCAACACCCACUUCUGAGAGUGAGGGUGGGGCAGGCACUCAGGCCUGCAGAAAGUCUCAGCCUAAGGUCCAUGACUACUACUGGAAUGGGAUUGGUGUUGAGGACUGGAUUGCUUCUGAGCGAUGGAUCAAAUUUAGGUUUCAGGCUAGGGACGGAUACUGGGAGAAUAGCAUGUCCUGGGCUGAUGAUGAGAAUGAAGCCAAUGUUGAGUCCUGGAGUGCGGCUAGUGGUGAGAAUGAGGUUGGUAUUCAAUCCUGGGCUGGAGCUGGGGACCAGGCCAGUGGAGGGCUCUGGGCUGGGAGUCACACCAGUGAACAGCCUUGGGCUGGGGACAAGGCUGUUGGAGGGUCCUGGACCGUGGCUGAGAACCAGGCCAGUGGGGCUUCUUGGCCUGGCACUGGGAACCAGACUGUUGUGGUGCCAUGGACUGGAGCUCAGGCCAGUGAGAGUUCCUGGGCUGGGGGCCAGGCAAGUGGGGUAUCCUGGACUGGGGGAGAGGCCAUUGGAGUGUCCUGGACUAUGGUUGGGAACCAGGCUAAUGGAGGGUCCUGGGCUCAGGCUACGGCUGGGAAUGUGGUUAACAUUGGGUACUGGGCUGUGGCUGUGGACCAGGCUACUGGAGGGUCCUGGAUUCUGACUAGUGAUCUUUCAGGUGGUGCAUCCUGGGUUGGGACUAGUGAUCUGUCUGGUGGUGGAUCCAAACCUAGACUUGAGAGUCAGGUGAAUGAAAAUGUGUCCUGGGCUGGGGCUGGGCUGGGGCCUGAAAACCAGUCCAGUGGAAGGGCCUGGGCUGACACUGCAGACCAAGCCAGUGGAGGUGAAGGAUCCUUGGUUGGGGCUGUGGAUCAGGCCAGUGGGGGUUCCUGGACUAGGACUGGUGAUCAGUCUGGUGGUGGGUCCAAGCCUGGAUUUGAGGAUCAGGUCCGUGAAGAAGGGUCUUUGGCUGGUGCUGGUGGCCAGGCUGGUGGAGGGUCUAGGUCGGGGCCUGAGGACCAGUCCAGUGGAGGGUCCUGGGCCGACUCUGGGAACCAAGCCAGAGAAGGAUUCUUGGUUGGGGCUGUGGAUCAGGCCAAUGAAGGGUCCUGGGUUGGACCUGAGCAUCAGGCUGGUGGUGAGGCAAAGCCUAGAUAUGAGGAUCAGGCCAAAUCUGGAAGAGUGUCUUGGGCUGACACUGGGGGCCACGCUAGUGGAGCGUCUACACUGGGGCCCAGGGACCAGUCCGUUGGAGAUUCCUGGGCUGGCACUGGGGACCAGACCAGUGGAGGAUCCAGGCUGGUGCCUGAGGAUCAGUCCACUGGAUGGUUCUAUGCUUGUAGUGGGAGUCAGGCCAAUGCAGGAGGGUCCUGGGGUGGGGCUAGUGGCCAGGGUGUUGGAGGGCCUGGGCUUGGGCCCAUGAACCAGUCCAGUGGUGGGUCCUGGGCUGACACUGGGAGUCAGGUCAGUGGAGGGUCUUGGGCUGGGGCUGGGGAUCAGGCCAGUAGCUGUUCCAAACCUGGAUUUGAGAAUCAGGCCAGUGGAGGAGCUUUCUGGUCUGGUGCUCAGGACCAGGCCAUUGGAGGGUCUAGUCCAGGGCUUGCAGACCAGCCCAGUAGUGGGUCCUGGGCUGGCACUGGGAGUUCAGCCAGUGGAACAUCCUGGAUUUUGGCUGGGGAUCAAGCUGGUAGCUGUUCCAAAUCUGGAUUUGAAGAUCAGGCCAGUGGAGGAAGCUCCUGGGCUGGCACUGGGGAUCAGACUUGUGGAAAAUCCUGGGCUGGGUCUAAGCCUGGGAAUGAGGCCAGUAGAGGGUCUAGCCUGGGGCCUGAAGAGCAGGCAAGUGGAGGGUCCUGGGCUAGGCCUGGAGACCAGACCAGUAGAAGGUCUCAGGUGAGUGCUGGGAUGGAGGCCAGUGAAGGAUCCUGGUUUGGGGCUGGGAGUGAGGCUAGUACAGGGUCUUGGUUCUGGAGAGGGGAAAAAGCUGGUAUUGUGUCUAGUUCUGGAUGUAAAAACGAGGCCAGUAUUGAAUCCAGCUCAGCAGUUGAGGAAGAGGCUAUCAUUAGUUCUAGAUUUGGGGCUGAGAACAGGAGCAGUCUGGGGUCCUGGAUUAGAUCUGAUGAGGCUGCCUGUAUGGAUUCCUGUGUAGGUGCUGAGGCUGGGGCUGGGGUUGGGGCUGAGGUCAGGCAAGAGUCUUGGCUCUGGGAUGGAGAUGCAGCCACUACAGGGUCUAGGCUUGGGGCUGGGCAAGAGGCUGGCAUGGGGUCCUGGACUUUGGCUGGGGAUGUAGAUGAGGAUGAGCUAAGUAGAACAUCCAGCCCUGAUAUUGAGGAGAUCAGUUUAAGGUCCUUGUUUUGGGCUGAGAGUGAAAACAGUAAUGCAUUCAGAUCCAAGCAUGAGAAGGGUAUCAAUUUUGAGUGUGGGGCUGGAGAUAAAGCCAGUAGCAAGGAUAAGCUUGAGGCUGCUGGUGGAGUCAAGGUAAAGUCGUGUUUCCGGGAUGGUAAUGAAAACAGAAGUGAGGACAAAUCUGUACCUAAGACUAAAACCAAAAAGUCAGCUGAGUCAAAAGUCACAUAUCCAUCCAUGGUCCCUGGGGCAGGAAUGGGGUCAUGGGCAGGAGCCAUGAUCUGGACGGAAAUGAAAUUUCCAUACCAAAAUGAGUCCUGCUUCCCACCUGAAAAUGAUCUCAGAAAGCAGAUCAGGUCUGGGGAGAAAACUCAGCCCUGGGCCUGCCGCUGUAAACGCGAAACUAAUAUGGAUCCACGAGAGCUUGAAAAACUCAUUUGCAUGAUUGAGAUGACUGAAGAUCCUUCUAUUCAUGAAAUAGCCAAUAAUGCUCUAUAUAACUGUCGUGAUUACCCAUUUUCCCAUGAAGUCAUUCGUAAUGCAGGUAGAAUCUCAAUUAUUGAAGGCUUGCUCAAUAAUCCCUACCCCAGCGUUAGGCAGAAGGCUCUGAAUGCACUGAAUAACAUCUCGGUGGCUGCUGAAAAUCAUAGGAAGGUUAAAACAUACUUAAACCAAGUAUGUGAAGACACCAUCACCUAUCCCUUGAAUUCAAAUGUGCAGCUGGCUGGACUGAGAUUGAUAAAGCACCUGACUAUUAUUAGUGAAUAUCAGCAUAUGGUUACAAAUUACAUUUCAGAAUUUCUUCGUUUGUUAACUGUGGGAAGUGGAGAAACUAAAGACCAUAUUUUGGGAAUGCUUUUAAAUUUCUCUAAAAACCCAUCUAUGACAAAAGACUUGCUCAUUGCCAAUGCACCAGCAUCACUGAUUAAUAUCUUUAGCAAGAAAGAGACAAAGGAAAAUAUUCUUAAUGCUCUUUCACUAUUUGAAAAUAUAAAUUACCAUUUUAAAAGAAGAGCAAAAGUAUUUACCCAGGACAAGUUCAGUAAAAAUUCCCUUUAUUUUGUAUUCCAACGACCUAAAGCAUGUGCCAAGAAACUUCGAGUCUUAGCAGCAGAAUACAAUGACCCUGAGGUGAAAGAACGAGUUGAACUAUUAUUAAGUAAACUCUGAUUAGUUGUAAUUUUCUGAACAAAUUUGAGUAAUCUUUUGGUUUUGCAGCCUGAAAGUAAUGCACAUUGUAAUUUACAUUAUAACUUCUAAAGUGAUGUUGCUUAUAAUGGUUGAUAGCUGGACCAUUUUAUGAACACCAAAUGAAUUCAAUCUUGUACUGAAAAUACAUAUGUUGAUUUUUACCUUGUCUGGAUUGAGAUAUUUUUGGUAUGCUUC
Messenger RNA from Hippopotamus amphibius kiboko, 7209 nucleotides. It is a transcript of the gene ARMCX4, whose product is annotated as armadillo repeat containing X-linked 4. The transcript is spliced from 4 exons. The coding region runs from base 1 to 6993 and encodes 2330 amino acids. The record is from RefSeq and is a predicted model, not a curated record. NCBI's taxonomy places the organism in Eukaryota, Metazoa, Chordata, Mammalia, Artiodactyla, Hippopotamidae.